This is a messenger RNA of Pocillopora meandrina, 6289 nucleotides long. The record is from the annotation of a GenBank genome assembly. NCBI's taxonomy places the organism in Eukaryota, Metazoa, Cnidaria, Anthozoa, Scleractinia, Pocilloporidae.
GGGAUUUUUGCGGUUCUGAUACAUUCUUUAGACUAAGCGGCUAAUUCUGCUCUAUUUUUGAGGAUAUUCGAGGAUUUUACCAUGCCAGAAGGACCAGAACUUUACAAAAACAGCCAAUUCGUGAACAAAGUCUGCAAAGGACUCGUUUUCAGUGGCAAGAUCGUGAAGUCAGCUGUUAGCACUAAAAACCCCGAUGUCUCCUUUCCCGCCAUGUGUGAUUAUUGCAUAACUUCAGAGUCUAGAGGUAAAGAAACUGCGCUGAUUUUGACGUCAUUAGGCUCUGAUGGCAAUGGAAAACAAAUCAAACAAGAGAACGAUUGCGAAAAGCAAAGACUCAGGAUUCUUUUUCGAUUUGGAAUGUCUGGAAAGUUUACGUUUGGUGCAGUAAAGGACAUGCAUAAACAUGCGCACUUGAACUUCUUUACUAAGGAGAAACCAGUCAUGGUGUUGAGUUUUGUAGAUGUUAGAAGGUAUGUUGGUUUAGUUUAGUUAGGUUAACUGUUGGUUUUUUUCUCUGGGAUGCAAUGGGUCGUAGAGAUACUACCUCAGCUGCCAAGGAAAGUAAAUUUAGCACCUCUUCAUUUGACCCCCAAAAUGGAGCUGGCUCAGCUAUAAGCUCCGCAGAGUACGAUGCAACGCGACAAGUUCCUCUGCGUGCUGAAAUAUGUUAAGUUGCAUGCAUCCCUCGCAAUACAACUAGGAGUCCUGAACUGUUGCAGUACUGUGUCUAAUUUUUUUCAGCUGCUGUGUUUAAUUCUAUAAUUAUGGCAAAAGCAAUAAGAGCUUGAAAAUGAGGGUUUGUGUGCACACCUAUUGUAUGCAGUACUCUGCAGUUUGGCUUGCUAUCAAUAAAAUAAACCUGCCUUCAAUUCAUCAGAGAAAUUUCAGCCUUGUUAGAGAGGUGAGAUGUCAGCAGAUUUCUUCCCUUUUGAUAUCACGAACUAUCCUUUGGGUGGGGCUGAAAAGUAGCAUCUCCUUGGGGUUACUAAGCAAGUAAAAGUUUUUACUUUUUAAGUAAAGUUACUUCAUAAUAGACCUGGCUCAUGGUGGAGUCUCUGUGGCUCAGUGGUAGAGCAUCAGAGUGUGGAAUCCAAAGGUCUAAGGUUUGAUUUCUCAUGGGGACUCAGAAUUUUUUCCUUAUCCCAUGCUUGUGACAAGCCAAAAAAAUGUCUUUCUCAAUUUUCUUAUUGUUUAGAUUUGGUCGAUGGGAAGUGACAGAUGAAUGGUCAAACAACAGAGGACCUGAUCCAAUGUUUGAAUACCAAGAGUUUAGAUCAAACAUUCUUGAUAAUCUACAAGAAACAGUAUUCAACAAACCACUAUGUGAAGUCAUGCACAAUCAGAAGUACUUUAACGGAAUUGGGAACUAUCUUAGAGCUGAGAUCAUUUUUAGGUAAGAACCUAUUAUUUCAAAGAGUCACUGUGUUCCUAUGAAACAUUGUUAGCCCACUGGACUUGAGAUUGGAAUGUGAAAUUUCCUAACCCUUUACACCCUAACAUCAGUAUGCAUGUUCUCUGUACUGUUCUCUAUACAUUUCCUAAGGUGCUGACAAGGAGAAUUUGUGUAACAAUCAAGAGCUUCUUUAUUUGGUGGUCAUUUCCUUUAUUCUCGUGACCUUAAUGAGUGAUUCAGGGUUGAUACAGCAAGGAGAAAUUAGAUGCUUAUCACUCUUAGGAUGUAAAGGGUUGAGACUUCCUUAUCAUAGCUAUGAAGAUUUUAUGUGUCUACUAAUUUUGAUUGGAAUUGUAGGUCUCUCUGAAGAAUGUGGGAUAAGUUAUGUUAGUUACAUGUACAUAAAUCUUUAUUAGAGAAUUUACCAAACCUUUUUCCCACAGGAAGUUAUAGAAAUCUAACAGCUAUUACAAAAUGUGGCUGAAAAUAAUACAAUUGAACUCAUUAAAUGCAUGAUCCUUUGUAUACUAAUUUAUACUCCACUGUUGGCCUCUUAUGUAUGUUGCAAACUCGGACCUCUUUUACUUGCUAAAGAAAAUGUCCAUUUUUUCAUUUUCCUUAAUUGAGGAUAGCAAAGGGUUGGUGGGAGAGGCGUGAUAUGUGAUGUGUUAAUUUUACAGAAAGGCAAGACAGGUGUGAUUUGUGAAUUUAUAAACCACAUGAGGUGUGAUUUGCCUCCUGAAGUGUACAAAUGUUUUUCUUUCAGUUCUUGAAAACCACAAGAUUUCCCUUAAACCUCAUACACAAGAAGAGAUAUUUAAAGUUUUCCCUUUUAAAUUUCAGGGCUGCUGUUCCUCCAUUUAGCUCUGCAAGAUCAGUGCUGGAAAAGCUCAAGGUAAAUGAGGAGGAAAGCAUGUCCAAGGUAAUUUUAAUGCCUGAGAAGUACAUUAUUUGGGAAAUAUAAGAUUAACCCUUUAACUCCCAAGAUCUUAUUAGUAAUUCUCCUUAAUGUCUGCUAUAUAGUUCUUAUGAUGUUAGUUCAGAGAAUUUAGUGUUGGAUCCACUAAUAAUCCCUUAAUUAAUAUUUUUCUUUAUUCUCAUUGCUUGUCUGCUUGAUAUUGUAUUGAUAGUGUAAGAAGAAAUUCUGUCUUGGUCACUCAUGGAAGUUAAAGGGUUAAUGUGCUUUCAGGGAAGGCUUGCAAAACAGGCUGGGAAUGAGUAUCAAGACAAAUAUUAACAUGGAGAUAUUGUUUGAUUUAAUAACAAAUUCUGAGAAAAACCAGAAGAGAAGUCUAGUGCAUGCGUCAAUUAACCCUUUAACUCCCAAGAUCUCAUUAGUAAUUCUCCCUACUGUCUGCCAUACAAAUCUUAUGAUGUUAGUUCAGAGCAUUAGGUAUAGGAUCAAGUAAUAAUUCCCAAAUUGAUAUUUUUCUUUGUCCUCAUCGCUAGUCUACUUGAUAUUGUAUUGAUACUGUAAGGAGAAAUUCUGUCUUGGUCACUCAUGGGAGUUAAAGGGUUAAGUGAAUUGAUAUUGUGAUCAUGGGGAAAAGGAAUAUAAAAAUAAAUUUAUAAUUUAUAUAGUGCUUAAUUGCAAGCUUUAAGAAACAAAUGUUUCAAAUAAAUGAAAUGCUGGAAAAUCCCAACUGGCAGGAGGCUGACCAGUUGGCUAUUUACACAGUACAGCUGAAGAGUUAAACUUGGGGGGACUGAGAACAAAUCCAGUGAGUAGCAGGGUGGAGGACUUGAAUCCAGGACCACCACAUUUCAAUUGCAGUACCCUAACCACUCGGGCAUGUCGACUCCAAAGUUUCAACCUUGCUAACACUGUCACUACAUGUAAAAGAACUACCAGUAACUAAGUUCUCUCAAAGUGCAAAGGGGUAUAAGUUUGUUAAGAAACAGUAGUGCUGCGUCGGUGGGAGAGUACGACAGGGUUAUUUAGUAUUACUGGCCACUGUAAAGAGUUUCAAAGCUGACCUUCUGAGAACUAUAGCCCUUUGUCAGAGCAAAAGCUCUGUAUCUCAAAGUGUCCUUGAUUCUGAUAAGGGAGUCAGACUAAAGGUAUUUUCUGAGCUUUUAGAUCGUAAUGAAUUUUGGUUGUCCUAUUGCAUUUUAGGUAGCUGCUUUUAUAGUUCAAUUGUGUUUUUAGUGAGUUUUGUAUUUUUGCCAUUUUAGGUAUCAAAAGGAAAGAAAUGUAAAGUUAAACAUCCAGACUUUCUAGAGCUUUGUAAUUUGGUGCCCAAAGAGGUGAUUAAUUUACGUAAGUCAGCAAUCAAUUUGGUUAUUUCUAUCCAGUUAUUACUGUUUCAUGAUAUCAUUUUUGUACUUCACUGGGUUGAUUUUGAAAUCCCUGACUCUGGCUGGAUCUCAAAAACACACGAGAAUGGAUUACUAAAACAAAGCAAUCAAUCAGAUUUCAAGGCAGUAUCACCCCUGAAUUACACAUUAAGGUUAUGAGGUUCAAGGAAAUGAUCAAGAACUACAGAAGCUCUUGAUUGCUGUACAAAUUCUCCUUGUCAGCACCCAAGGAUAUGUAUAAAGGACAGUUUGGAGAAUGUGCACACUGAUGUUGAGUUGUAAAGGGUUAAGGUUUAAGCUAAUCAAGAUCAGUGAAAUUAGAAUGCAAAAAAAAAAGACAUUUAGAGAUAGAUCUUACUAUUUGCGCUGUCAAAUUUUUGCCUUCUGUUUUGUUCUGCUCCUUGUAUCUAGAUGGUAAAAUUAUGCCUCUAUUUAGUUAAGUGCCAAAUGAACUUUUUAUCAUUCAAUUUUGGCAAUUUUGGGAAGAAAUCAUGCUUCUGAUUUAACAUCCAGCCCACACCAUGCACUCAAUUAAUUUUGAAAUCAUGUGCAUGAUUACAAUCCACCCAGUCAAUUGUAAUUAUUUACUAAGUCUUAACUUCGUUUAAAAUUAAAAUUUCCUUUCAGCAUAUGAUCCCACAGGAAAUUAUUCAGAUUAUUCUGCAUUCCUUGAGUGGCGUCAGUGCUACUACAAACCAGAGAUGAGGAACAUUGUGGACCAUGAUGGCAGGACCAUUUGGUUUAAGGUAUGCAGCUUGCAUCAUUUUAAAAUACUGCAUUUCUUAGAAUAAGCUCCCUGGCCUUUUAGCCAAGAGGAGAUGUGCCUAUUGGAAAGGGUGUUUUAUUGGGGGCAAGCUCAAUGGUAGCAAGGUGACUGUAAACCAAACGGUUGAAUCUUUAGGGAGGGUAUAACCACCUAACACAUAUUGUAUUCUGCUGAACAUUAACUGAUGAACAAGUUGACUUUAAAUGCAGUGAUUUAAGUGUAUUUGUGUAAAUAAUAAUUUUCUUGGGCAUGUUUUAAUUUAAUUCAACAGGGUGAAGCUGGACCUUUGGUGCCUAAAGGCAAGUUAUUUUAAUUUAAAACUUUUGAUUUAAAUAGUUAGGAAGUAUUAAAAGAGCAUUUAACCCUUCAACUCCUAAGAGUGAUUGACUUCUAAUUUCUCCUUACAUUUUCACCCUUGAAUUGAAUGUAAAGGUCAUAAGAGUGAAGAAAAUGAUCACCAACUAGAGAGGCUCCUGAUUGGUAAACAAAUUCUCCUUCUCAGCAACCAAGGAAAUGUAUAGAGAACAGUAUGGAGAAUAUGCAUGCUGAUGUUAGGGUGUAAGGGGUGAAUGACAAUGUAUGACAUUUUACAAGUAUUGAAGUUCACGUUUAUCACUGUUGCUAUGUUGACAGAAGACAUUUUUGAGUGCAGAUGAACUUAGUAGCCAUUUAAAAAUUACAGAAUGUUCACAAUCCAUGGGUUAUGGUGUUUCCUUCGGUGUCAAGCUAUACUUACACACUUCGUGAACAGGAUUGCUGUUAUACAAUAAAAAAAAAUUCAAACGGAUUUCAAUGUAAUGAUGUUUCAGUUAUUUCAACACUUGUCAGGAGUAAAAAUCUGCUGAUAACGGAGCUCCAGCGUAAGCGGAGCCUCAUACCCAAGAAAGUAUAUUAACCCAUGAAAAUCGGGAAAAUUUGGCCCUUAACGUCACUGCCAUACACCCAUCCUCCCGUAAUAGAUGUUUCUCUGUAUUUUUGUUAAAAGAUGCAAAAUCAAGAGGGAUGCGCACAUCUAAAAAGAGGAAAACAGAAAAAGUUAAAAAAGAAAUAAAUGGAGAUGAGGAAACGAAAGCAGUGAGUGAGGUAAUUUUGCAUAGUAUAGCACACGUUACCUCGUUAAAAAUCGCUUUCGAGGUUGCAUUUGAAUGCACGCACGCUUCAGAUAUGAAAGUUGGAAUCAGCUUGUACCUGGUAACACCUUGUAACAAUGUGUCUUGUGCGCACUGUUCUGUGCUAUCUGUUCCAAAGCUUUUUCGGUGUCUUUUUCGCACUGCUCUGUACUAUCUAUUCCAAAGGUUUUUCGGUAACCCGCUUUUUAUUUGAACCCCACAGUUUACUGAGCCUUACAAUAUGGAAGUGGUGAUCAGUAAUUUUUAUUUGAAUAGUCGAACAGUGGUAUAGGACCAUAGGCAGGACCACAUGAGAGUACUGCUCAGAAGCUUUAUUAGAGUGGUUACACAGUACGGUUUUAUCCACCUUGUGCAGCCUAUUAAAUAGUUUCCACAUAAAAGUGCCACUCAGUAGCUUUCUUUUGAAUGGUCACGCAGAAGGGUCUUCUCCGCUGACAUAAAAGUUAGACCCGCCUUGUACAGGAAAAUAACCAGUGCCACAUUUAAGUACUGCUCAGUAGCUUCCACGUCAGGGGUCACUCCGACUGAAGUUACGAGAAUCUACUUUGUAUUUGAGAGCCAAAACCACAACUUACAUUUUGGUUCAAUAAAAUUUUCCAGGACCAUGCUCCACCAAAGAAGAAGAAAAAGAAGACUCCGUCAAAAGCAACAGUGAAGAAAGGUAAGAGCUCUCAAAGGAACCGUUACCGAAGCGCGCUGUGA